AUGUGUGGAGAAAGCAACCGUCCAACCAUGGGAGGCACCAUCGCCGUCCUCUUCCCCCAGGAAAAUCGCACGAAUCCAAGUUCAUCAGAAGGAUCCCGAUCAUCGUCUCCAGAAUCAAUCUCAUCAUUUUCGUCUACAUCAUCAACAGCCUCAAUGUCUUCCUAUUCCCUCUUCUUCCGCGACACAGACCCUUACCAGAAAACCAAAGCAAUCUUCCGAAUGGAUGAUGCAGAUACAUAUCAGGCAAUCCGGGGCUGUGGACGUGUCGAUGUGCGGAUUGAGAAAUACGGCGAUAUCUCCAACACAUCAAUAAACAAUAGCCCACUUCACCAAUUCAGAUUAGAGAUGACACAAGAUGGAAACUCCAGAUCAGCCAGUCAAACUGAGAUGGAGUUUGACCUGCCUCAGCGGUUGGAUCUGGGUGUUUCGGAGAAAGGGGUGAUUGGCAGACAGAUUACGGUCAGAGAGGAAGGUGGUUCAAUCCUGGGAAUCGGUAUUGUGGGAUACAAUUAG
Molecule: messenger RNA, 513 nt
Organism: Penicillium antarcticum
Lineage: Eukaryota; Fungi; Ascomycota; Eurotiomycetes; Eurotiales; Aspergillaceae
Exons: 2
Coding region: 1-513 (170 amino acids)
Source: RefSeq, a predicted model, not a curated record